AUGGCUGCUGUGACUCUACAAGUCCCCAGUCUGCCGAAGGAGCAAGCAUCAUGUGCAGAGGAGGACGAGUUGGACCUCCGAUGGCUUGAGGACAGGCUGUCUUGGGCUGCACGGCUUGGUGAGACGGCCCAGGCAUUGCGCGAUUCUCGCGAGCGCAGCGAGCGCAGCGAGAGCGAGCAAGGCGAACGCUGGCUUGAAGAGUUCGCUGAGCUCCGAUGUGAAUUCAGGCGGCGAUCCAGGAGGUUGGAGAAGCUGGAAAACAAAAUGCAUGCAGUGACAUCCAGUUGUAUCGAGGCCCAGCACCACUUGGCUAGCCUGACCCGGGAGCGUGACUUGUUGAUGGAUUGCGUUCAGGAGCUGCUGUUGCUGACCGCCUCGGACAUGCAGGAUCCCGCCCAGCGGCAAUGUGCCCCUUCGAAGGCGAGGGAAGCAUGGCAAAGCAAAGACGGCGACAUAUCCGAGCCGGUGGCCAAAGAUGUUGCCGCCGGAGGAGCUCGGGCAACACCCCGCUCUGUGAGGAACAGUGUGUCUCCACGUGACCUUCUGAAGGCUCCGGAAGGUGCUCGCAGAGUGCGCUUUGAUGACAAACUCCAGGAGUCGCCAAGAUUUCCGCGACAGCCUCCUGACAGGCACAGCGCUUCAUUGCGUAAUCCUAUCCUGAAGCAUCGUCCGACCUCGGCUGCCGGACUUCCACGCCAUGACACUGACGUGCAGGCGGGCGGUGCCUCUGCUGUUGACGCAAGGACUUCCGAUGUUGAGCCGGAUGCAGCAUGUGCAGACGAAGAAGCUCAGGCCGUCGUGCAACAAGGAGGCUCUGAUGAAUCUGAGCUUCGACGGGGUGCCGAGGUUCAGGAGCCGCUGGUGAUGGCACCACAUGUCUGCGCCGGUCAAGUGCAGCGUGUGGUCCUGCAGUCGCCGCCGUGGCAGCCUGGGCAACCUGGGCCCCAGCGUAUGUUGGCAGCCCAAGCACGGGCUGCUGGAGGUGCUGUUUGCAACCAUCCAGGCUGCCCUGGGCAAGUCCGCUGGGGUGAAGGAGCACCCUUCGCUCGUGUGCCUGUUGGGCCAGUGCCGCACAGGAUUGGGAUUCGACUUGAGAGGCGAAGCCCGCCGUUGUCGCCGACCUCGCAAGUGUGGUUUGGAGAACACGCUUCCGACCUUGCAGUGCCUUGUCAUGACCUUCAUGGUCAUGUGAGCCAGUGUCCGCACUACAAGGCACAAUGCCAAGCCCGAGGUGUGUUGAUUCGGAGGCGCUGCAUGAGGAUCCGGAAUGGGCAGCUCCAAUUGCCAGAGAUCUUCCGAAGAACGUGGGCCUUUGGGUCUCCACGAACACCUUCGCCACCCGUUCCGAUUCCUUCCAUGUGUGAGACUGGGAGCCGGCGCUGGAAGCGUUGUUUGCCGCUGGUGGCCCUAGGAGGAGUGCAGACAAAGCGGGGCCGAAGGCAGCAGAGCGCAGAGAUCAGGCAUCCUGCGAAUCUUGAGGAUGAGGAGGCCUUGAGGCAGCUGUUCCAGUCUGCGGCGGCUGGAAGCAAUGGCCUGCGCAAAAAGGAGUUUGCGGUCCUAUGCCAGUCUCUCCUGCACAUCGACCUCGAGUAUCGCGAGUUGGAGCGCAUCUUCGAGCUGGUGGUGACCUCUGAAGGGCGGCAAGUCAUGACGGAAGAUCACUUCGUGAAGACAGUUCAGCGGCGUUUCUUCUUGCGGGGCAUUCGACGGGUGGUGCAGCUUCCGGACGCGCAGCACCCGUCACUACCCAGAAAUUUCAGCCUGGACAUGGACACGGCAGCGAACCACCGAUCCGACUCGGAUCCAUUCGUUGGUCCUUACGCGAAGAUACGAGAGACCAGGGAUCACGUGUACCACGGGCGCUACACGGUUGAGCGCCAGAAUUGGCAAGACAGUGUCAUAGACACAGUUGUGCAAAGGACCGUGGAACAGGCACGCCCCAGGAUGGUUUUCACCUGUGGUGCAAUGGGUGUCGGUAAAGGCUAUGCGUUGGCCUGGAUGUCCCAGAAAGGUAUAUUCCCUUUGGAAGACAUCGUACACAUUGAUCCGGAUCACUUCAAGCAGGUGAUGCCUGAGUGGUCGGCAUUUCUUGAGUAUGGACGCGAGCGAGGGGAUCCUGACAUACCCGGCAAUCGCUGUCAUCGCGAGAGCUGCUACAUGCAAGAGCUUGCAUUGGAGGAGUCCAUGCGGCGAUCGCAGCACAUUUGGGUUGAUGGGUCUUUGCGCAAUGCGGAGUGGUUUGUCAAAGUCUUCAGCGACAUUCGCUUGCGCUACCCAGCAUAUCAGAUUGCGAUUUUCAAAGUCACGGCGCCGGAAGAGGUCAUCCGGAAGAGGGUCGCUGAACGCGCCAAGCAGACCGGCCGAAGCAUUCCUGAGAGUAUGCUGGUGGCAAGCAUUGGAGCUGUUGAAAGGUCAGUGCUGAUGUUGACUCCGCAUGCAGACUUCUUGGCCAGCAUUGACAACUCGGAAUCCACGCCGAAGCUGCAGUACUUCGCAGCAGUUGACCGCUCCGGCGACUGGCAACGCAUCGCGACGAGGUUUGCGCAUAUUCUGCCCGCAACAGAUGCAUUUCCGAAGAAGCUCUCACCAUUUUUCGUUUCGCAACUGGCUUGCUGCCCAAAGUUGCAGCUCCGGGAGCCCCUGAAAUGUCGCACCGACGGAGUAAACAGUUGCCAACAGGGCGUUCUGAUCAUGCGUGGCCUAAAGAUCGAAGUGAAGCUGUCCCCGUCAAUCCGUGUGACUCUGGACCCCGAGACACGCCGUGUUGCGAACAUCCACAAGGACGCUGUGGCGGUGGCGUAUCUCCAUCCACUAUCGCAGGUUUCCGAGGUGGAAAUGGCAAAGCUCAGCUACGCCGAGCGGCAGGUUCUCAAUUUGGGCGCCUUUGCUAACUUCAACUUGGAAGAUCAGCUAGUGGCUGUGAAUUCCGUGGCCUCUACGACACAGCAGCGUCAGCCCGCUCUGCUGGAGUUUGGCUCCGCCUAUCCCGUGUCCGAAGAAGAGGCAAAGUCUCUCCCAGACAACAGAUGGGCGCCGCUAACGCUUCAGCACAUGAGGGAGGCUGGCGGUCAAAGGUUUGCAUUCCUCACGCCUCUGGAGAAGUUGGCCAGCCGCCGGGUGAGUGCCACAACACCGUCCUCUACAACGACACUCGACGAUGCGAGCGGAGGCAUGGCGUCUCGCUCGCCGUCGUACAAGGUGGACCACAUCGGGCGGACCGUCAAGUCUACGAAGCUCCGCCACGCCUGGACGUUGUACCUCUGUGAGGCUGAGGUCAAGGUGGAACUUGAGCACAGCCGGCUGACUGGCAAAAAGAAGGUUCUGGUUGAUGGGAAGCUGCUCUUCUCGACCACGGACAAAAACCUGCACUGGUGUUGGGAGCAUCCAGUUUCCAAAGCUCGAAUCACAUUGAACUCGGAGAACGGCAAGCACGUCCUAAGAUGUGAGGAGCCCGAGAUUGCCAAAGACGCCAUAGAAGGAGAUUCAGACAGAUCCCCAGCUGUGGAGUUUUCCAGCUUUGAGCCCGAGACUUACGUCACAGAGCCUGUGCUAGAAGAGGCUUCAAUGCAGGGAGAGGAAGCCGCGGACAAUGAACUAUUCUCCUCUGGCUAUUCGGACAGUCCUGUCAGACAAAAUCUUGCAAGCAAGUACGCCACUUGUGAGAACGACAUGCAGGACUACGAUGCAGAGAUUGCGGAGGAGGCCAAACCCUCGGUUCCGUCGUACCUUGUAACACGCCCUCAGCGUAAAAGUGCUCUUCAGGAGAUAUCGGCAGAGACCGCGCGACUAAAUGCCUUGCUCGGUGUUAAGGAUGCGCAGAUAGCUGCCUUGCAAGAUGAGCUGCGGAGAUGUGCUGUGGGGAGAGAGGCCAGCGGACCCAUCGAGGCGGUGCCAACGGUCGAGAUGGAGGUCACAGUGCCCGUGCCCAUAAGCCCCAUUCAGCAGUUGGAGGACCCAUCGGCAUCGCCAUCGCCACAGCUGCCACCUCCGCAGCUUGUUGCAAGCGUUGCCUCGGAGCACUUCCUGGUUGCAGAGCUGCCGUCAACUCCCAUCCAUUAUCCCAAGGCGAAGCCGGCUGUAAAUCCGCUGGACCUUGAGGAGUUGGAUGUGACCCACCGGCGGGGGCCUGCUGUCGCUCACCAUGCUCCGGCUCUUGGAGCACAGGCAUGCGCUCAAGGCCCAUGCAUGACUCCGCCUCAGCCCUCUCCCCUUCUGGUCCAGCGCUACGUUUCGACGCCGCGGCGGUGCGCUGGACCAGUGCAGGGUGAUGCGGCUGCGGCAGAGCAGCGGUGUGCAGAAGGAGCUCGAGGGAGGGCUGGCAGCAUGCCGCCUGUACACUGGGCCUCUCCUGGGCCAGCUUGGCAGGAGCCGAAUGCUCGUUCUUCCGGAAGGCACGGACGAAGCUCGGCGCCCCCUCAGAACGCUCGGAGUGUCUCCGUACAGCCACAGCCCUGCUGGAGCCAGAGGAGCCGCACACCUGGGCGUGCGACCCGAUCAAUAACGCCCAGACGGGAUGCACGGCAGACGCAGGUGCAGGCCCAGGCACCCGUCUUCCAGAUGCCGCCAACCCGAGGAGUGCCGGCGGUGCCUGCAUUACAAGGUUGCCCACCACCUUGGCAGCUCCUUCCGCACUGGGCACAGGGGACUGCGCCCGGGCCCGGCCUACGUCCUGGCGCAUUGCUGCCGCCCGUGCUGCUUGGACCCCAAGUUCAAGGGCCACUGGCAGGCAAUGUGCCGGUGAUGGCUCAUCCAUCAGUGGUGCAGGGCGUGCAGCGCUGCAGGCUGAAUCAGGUGGGUGCCAUGGCUGGGAUUGCCCCAGACUUAAGGCUGAUGCCGCAGCCCAGACCGGUACAGUUGUAG
Messenger RNA from Symbiodinium necroappetens, 4860 nucleotides. The record is from the annotation of a GenBank genome assembly. Lineage: Eukaryota; Dinophyceae; Suessiales; Symbiodiniaceae.